Messenger RNA from Striga hermonthica, 513 nucleotides. NCBI's taxonomy places the organism in Eukaryota, Viridiplantae, Streptophyta, Magnoliopsida, Lamiales, Orobanchaceae. The record is from the annotation of a GenBank genome assembly.
AUGGUGAGUCAAAGGCAAAGAUCGACAAUAAAGCGGUUCAGAGAAGAGCAAACGGAGCUUGUCCCAAAGCCGGAGCCGCCGGCGCCGAAAGACCUGAACAAGAAGAAGAAGAACAAAAACAGCAAAUUUAAGCGCAAGAAAUCGGAUCUGGGCAAGAUUUAUGGAACUUCGGGGCAAGAUUUAUGGAUUUUGGGGGCUUUUAGAUUUAUGGAUUUGGGCAAGAUUUAUUGGGAAUUUCUGAAAGCUGAUACUAUUGGUGGCGCUCCCCUGAGCGAUUCAUUUGCGUUGCCCGCGGCAGAGUUUCCGGAGCUCAAACCCAAUUCCAUUUACUUCGCUAAUGCGCUAGAUGAAGUCAUGUGUCCGUGUACACCACCAAUUGGUGGCCAUGACAUCGGCAUUUUCAAUUAUGAAAACAAGACUGUAUUGCCGUGCUAUUAUCCAUCUGAUGUCAAGAACAUGCCGCAAGAUUUUCCCAGGGCCUACUUGGUUCUUCCCAAGUCCUGCAUGAUUUGA